AUGUCAAGAAGCAGCAGCGAGGAGACUCAAGGUCCCGGCCUUGAUGAACUGGUUUCGUCCGGUUAUGGAGUAGAUGCCGCCACCAAAUUGACCCCCGAGGAGAGUGUCAUUGCAAUGCACGUUCGGAAAAAGGUCGAUUAUCGUAUCUUGCCCAUAACCCUCGUUGUAUACAUGUUGGAUUUUCUCGAUCGUAACAACUAUUCGACAGCAAGGUUGCAAGGCCUUGAAGCUGACCUAGGCCUAACAGAAUCCGAAUAUCAGGCAGGAAAUCUUAUUUCUGGUGCCUUCGCCUCGCUUAUCGCCGCUGGAAUUCUAGAGGGGAUUGGCCAUGCUCGAGGGCUCGCUCCUUGGCAGUGGCUCUACCUUGUGACAGGGCCAGUGACAAUACUCGUAGGGCUCUUCGUAUGGAUUCUCUUGCCUGACUUCCCCGAGAACUGGAAAGGGUUAUCUCCCGAGGAACGCAGGGUGGCUAUCCUCCGAGUGGCUAUCGAUGGAUCCCAGGCAGACAUCGACGAACCCGGCAUGACACAGUUGAAGGGCCUCCGAAUGGCUCUCACUGACGUGAAUACAUAUGUUCUCGGCCUUGCGUACAUGUGUAUAAUUGGAAGUGUCGGUUUCGGGCUCUUUCUUCCAUCGCUCACGGCAUCACUAGGAUACAGCCACACAGUCUCGCUGCUCCUAUGCACCCCUCCAUACAUCUUUAUGACGAUAUGGCUCAUUGUUCAUUCUUGGCUGUCGGAUAAAUGGAACAGUCGAUUUUGGUUCUACAUGUACCCGCUCCCGAUAUCGAUAGUCGGCUUCGUCGUCUUCAUGACGGCGGAUCAGGCCAUGUUUACUGCUCGGUAUGUCAGCUUAUUUCUCAUGCCCUUCACCUCAGCCAGUGCAGUCAGCGCCUUUUCGUGGGUCUCUUCAUCAAUCUCUCGGCCUCCAGCAAAGCGAGCAGCUGCCUUUGCCAUCAUCAACUGUUUCGCCACCAGUGCCAGCAUCUGGGUUCCAUUUGUGUACAUCGCCCCACGGUACACAAUGGCGAUGAUCAUCAACAUAGUUCUCUGCGUUUGCGCCGGGAUACUUGGCAUUGUCCAAUUGUAUGUGCUCGUGUGGCGUAACAGAAAGCUUGCUCAGAUCGAGGAGGCCAGCAUCCCAGCUAGCCCGGGACGAGAUGAUGUUCGAAUAGAGGGAUCUGCGACCAAGGAUGUAGAAAAAUUAUCGAAAAAGGGUCUCAAUCGAGGGUUUCGCUAUAUGCUCUGA
This is a messenger RNA of Clonostachys byssicola, 1248 nucleotides long. The record is from the annotation of a GenBank genome assembly. NCBI's taxonomy places the organism in Eukaryota, Fungi, Ascomycota, Sordariomycetes, Hypocreales, Bionectriaceae.